CUCAAAAUAAACCCCCUCCACACGAUCCCCCCUCCUAUAAAACCAACUCACCACUCUGCUUCCCCUUCUCAUCCUUUCAAACAACUCCCCACAAGAAAAAAAACAGAGCUUUUCCGUGCAGAUUAAUUCAGUGAGAGUGAGAGAAAAUGGAGGGAAAGGAGGAAGAUGUUAGACUGGGAGCUAACAAGUUCAACGAGAGGCAGCCGAUCGGAACGGCGGCUCAAACCCACGACGACAAGGACUACACGGAGCCGCCGCCGGCUCCCCUGUUCGAGCCAGGGGAGCUCACUUCCUGGUCCUUUUACAGGGCCGGAAUCGCCGAGUUCAUCGCCACUUUCCUCUUCCUCUACAUCAGCGUCCUCACCGUCAUGGGCGUCGUCAAGAGCCCCUCCAAGUGCUCCACCGUCGGAAUUCAGGGCAUCGCUUGGGCCUUCGGAGGAAUGAUCUUCGCCCUCGUUUACUGCACCGCCGGAAUCUCAGGGGGACACAUAAACCCGGCGGUGACGUUCGGGCUGUUUCUGGCGAGGAAGCUGUCGCUGACGAGGGCGGUGUUCUACAUGGUGAUGCAGUGCCUCGGCGCGAUCUGCGGCGCCGGAGUUGUGAAAGGGUUCGAAGGGAAGCAGCAGUUUCAGCUUCUCGGCGGCGGUGCUAACUCCGUUGCCGGUGGGUACACCAAGGGAGAUGGGCUUGGUGCUGAAAUCGUCGGCACUUUCGUCCUUGUCUACACCGUCUUCUCUGCCACCGACGCCAAGCGUAGCGCCAGAGACUCCCACGUCCCGAUUUUGGCGCCACUGCCAAUUGGGUUCGCGGUGUUCUUGGUCCACUUGGCGACAAUCCCGAUCACCGGAACCGGCAUCAACCCAGCUCGGAGCCUCGGCGCCGCCAUCGUCUUCAACCAGGACAAGGGCUGGGACGAUCACUGGAUCUUCUGGGUGGGCCCAUUCAUCGGAGCAGCGCUGGCAGCUCUGUACCACACGGUGGUGAUCAGGGCCAUUCCUUUCAAGAAGUGAGGCCUUGAAGAUCAACGGCUACGAUUUGCUUUUGCUUGUGGUGCUCUGUUUUGAUGCCCUGUAAUAUUUAAUAAAAAAAAUCUCGUUUUCUUAUUUCUGCAAUUGAAGUGAACAUUUUCUCCCCUUAUGUGUUCUUAUUUUCAAGCUGUGAGGGGGGAAUAUGCUGAGUGGUGAACAUGGGUGUGAUGGAUGGUGGGCCCACAGCUUAAGCUGAGGGAUGGGCCCCAGUGUUUGUAAUUAUUUGUCAUGUGGGCUGUGGCUAUGGGCUCUGAGAUAAUUGAAAUGAAAUGUCGUUUUCCGUCUUUGCCGACCAGCAAAAAACCUACUACUCUACUCUCUCUCCCCUUAUCUAUCGUGACGACGUCUA
Messenger RNA from Linum tenue, 1377 nucleotides. The record is from the annotation of a GenBank genome assembly. Lineage: Eukaryota; Viridiplantae; Streptophyta; Magnoliopsida; Malpighiales; Linaceae.